AUGUCAAACAGUCGGAAAAUGUCGCUAUUUAAUAGAUGGAAGCAACAAACUAACAACGAACAAUUGGAGGGUGUUAGUGAAGAAGAAGCGAUAGAAUAUCGCGAAGCAUUUAGGUUAUUUGAUAAGGAUGGUAAUGGAUCAAUAUCUUCCAAAGAAUUGGGUGUAGCGAUGAGAACAUUAGGACAAAAUCCAACUGAACAAGAAUUGUUAGAUAUGAUCAAUGAGGUUGAUUUUGAUGGUAGCGGUAGCAUUGAAUUCCCCGAGUUCUGCCAAAUGAUGAAAAGAAUGAAUAAAGUGAGCGACGAAAUGAUUCGAGAAGCUUUCCGAGUAUUUGAUCGAGACGGAAAUGGUUAUAUUACUGCUGAAGAAUUCCGAUACUUUAUGACCCAUAUGGGAGAGCAAUUCAGUGAUGAAGAAGUAGAUGAAAUGAUCGCUGAAGUUGACAUCGAUGGCGAUGGGCAGGUCUUACUUUUAAAUAUUUUACAACUUGCUUUUUUAAUUUAA
Molecule: messenger RNA, 504 nt
Organism: Thelazia callipaeda (thelaziosis nematode)
Lineage: Eukaryota; Metazoa; Nematoda; Chromadorea; Rhabditida; Thelaziidae
Source: the annotation of a GenBank genome assembly